AUAUAUUCACUUUCCUGCGAAACAUGAGAAGCACCACAAGCUUUUAACCAACAAAAAAAAAAAUGGGAAGCAUGAGGCUGUUUCUUUUACUUGCUUUCAAUGCUCUCAUGCUACUUGAAGCACAUGGUUUUACCGAUAAAACUGAUACGCAAGCGUUGCUCGAAUUCAAGUCUCAAGUUUCUGAAGACAAAAGAGUUUUCUUAUCCUCAUGGAAUCAUUCAUUCCCACUCUGCAGUUGGGAGGGGGUUAAAUGUGGCCGCAAACACAAGAGAGUUACUAGUUUGGACCUCCGAGGAAUGCAAUUAGGCGGAGUGAUAUCACCAUCUAUUGGUAAUCUUUCAUUCCUCAUAUAUCUUGAUCUCUCUAAUAACUCUUUUGGUGGAACCAUUCCUCAAGAGGUGGGAGACUUAUUUAGACUUGAAUACUUGUAUAUGGGCAUUAAUUAUCUGGGAGGAGGGAUUCCAACUACUUUGUCUAACUGCUCUAGAUUGUUGGACCUUGAUUUAUUUUCAAAUCCUCUUGGACGAGGUGUUCCUUCAGAACUAGGGUCAUUGGCGAACCUAGUUAGUUUAAAUUUUCGUGAGAAUAACCUACAAGGGAAGCUUCCUGCAUCUCUAGGAAACUUGACAUCACUCAUACGAGCUAGCUUUGGAGGAAACAAUAUGGAAGGAGAAAUUCCAGAUGAUGUAGCUAGGCUGAGUCAAAUGAUGAUUCUUGAAUUAUCUUUUAACCAAUUCUCAGGCGUUUUUCCUCCCGCAAUCUACAAUAUGUCCUCACUUGAAAAUUUAUAUAUGGCUUUCAAUCAUUUCUCGGGUCGUCUUAGACCUGGUUUUGGUAUUCUGCUACCAAAUCUUCAAGAGUUAAAUAUGGGAGGGAAUUUUUUCACCGGUUCCAUUCCAACAACACUUUCCAAUAUCUCGACUCUUCAAAAAGUGGGACUGAAUGACAACAAUCUGACAGGAAGUAUUCCUACUUUCGAAAAAGUACCAAAUUUGCAAUGGUUACUUCUACGUAGAAAUUCGUUGGGAAGUUACUCUUUUGGAGAUCUUGACUUCAUCAGCUCUUUAACUAACUGCACCCAACUAGAGAAAUUAGGGCUUGGUGGGAAUAGGCUUGGGGGUGACUUUCCUAUUUCCAUUACCAAUCUGUCCGCGGAACUCACCGAUUUACUCCUUGAAUAUAAUCACAUCUCUGGGAGAAUUCCUCAGGAUAUUGGGAACCUCUUAGGCCUCCAAACGCUUGGGUUGCGCGAAAAUAUGUUAUCUGGACCACUCCCAACCUCUCUUGGUAAUCUCUUUGGACUUGGGGUUUUAGAUCUCAGCUCAAACAAAUUGUCAGGAGUAAUACCAUCUACUAUAGGAAACCUCACUCGGUUACAAAAACUCCGUUUGUCCAACAACAUUUUUGAAGGAACCAUUCCUCCAAGUCUCAGUAACUGCAGUGAACUGCUACAUUUAGAGAUUGGGUAUAAUAAGUUGAAUGGGACUAUACCUAAGGAAAUUAUGCAACUUUCACACCUUCUUACCCUCAGCAUGCCAAGUAAUUCUAUCAGUGGCACUCUUCCAAACGAUGUUGGACGACUACAGAAUCUCGUUCUACUAUCUGUAUCGGAUAAUAAAUUAUCAGGGGAGCUCUCACAGACUUUGGGAAACUGUCUUUCGAUGGAAGAAAUAUAUCUGCAAGGGAAUUCUUUUGAUGGAAUCAUUCCAAAUAUAAAAGGGUUGGUGGGUGUUAAAAGAGAUGAUAUGUCUAACAAUAAUCUCUCUGGAAGUAUCCCUGGAUAUUUUGAAAUUUUUUCCAAGUUGGAAUAUCUCAAUCUAUCCAUUAACAAUUUUGAGGGAAGCGUACCAACAAAAGGAAAAUUUCAGAAUUCUACUAUAGUUUUGGUAUAUGGAAACAAAAAUCUUUGUGGAGGCAUCAAGGAACUGAAACUAACGCCAUGUAUUGCCCAAGCACCACCAAUGGGGACAAAGCAUCCAUCUCUUUUGAAGAAAGUUGCGAUCGGGGUUAUCGUAGGCAUAACUUUGCUUUUGCUAUUGUUCAUAGUUUCUCUACGUUGGCUCAGAAAAAGAAAGAAGAACCAGAAGACCAAUAAUUCAGCUGCUUCUACAUUGGAGAUAUUCCAUGAGAAGAUAAGUUAUGGAGAUCUACGAAAUGCGACAGAUGGCUUCUCUGCGAGCAACAUGGUUGGGUCAGGCAGUUUUGGUACUGUGUUUAAGGCAUUACUCCCGGAGGAGAACAAGAUUGUUGCAGUGAAAGUUCUAAACAUGGAGAGACGUGGAGCGAUGAAGAGCUUUAUGGCAGAAUGUGAAUCCUUGAAGGAUAUAAGGCAUCGUAAUCUUGUGAAACUAUUGACAGCUUGUGCUAGUAUUGAUUUCCAAGGAAAUGAAUUCAGAGCUCUCAUAUACGAGUUCAUGCCGAAUGGAAGCUUGGAUAUGUGGCUGCACCCAGAGGAAAUCGAAGAGAUUCGCAGGCCCUCAAGAACCUUGACACUUCGUGAAAGGCUCAACAUUGCCGUAGACGUGGCUUCUGUUUUGGACUAUCUUCAUGUUCAUUGCCAUGAGCCUAUAGCUCAUUGUGAUCUUAAGCCAAGCAACGUACUUCUCGACGAUGAUCUAACUGCCCAUGUUAGCGACUUUGGUCUGGCUCGUCUUCUCCUCAAAUUUGAUCAGGAGUCCUUUUUCAACCAACUAAGCUCAGCUGGUGUUAGAGGAACCAUUGGGUAUGCCGCACCAGAAUAUGGAAUGGGAGGACAACCAUCAAUACACGGUGAUGUAUACAGCUUUGGGGUUCUCGUUUUGGAAAUGUUCACAGGAAAACGACCAACCAAUGAGCUAUUUGAGGGGAGCUUUACCCUACACAGCUACACCAGAUCAGCCUUGCCAGAAAGAGUUUUGGACAUUGCAGACAAAUCGAUUCUUCAUAGUGGUCUCAGAGUUGGUUUCCCUGUAGUGGAGUGUUUGAAAGUGAUUUUGGAUGUGGGACUUAGGUGUUGUGAAGAAUCUCCGAUGAACCGGUUGGCAACGAGUGAAGCAGCCAAGGAGUUAAUCUCAAUCAGAGAGAGGUUCUUUAAAACCCGAAGAACAGCUAGACGUUGAAGUGUUUAUGGUUUCUCCUACAAACUUUGCCAUCCACUUAUAUAAUAUCAUAUUGUCUUUCAUACACUGUGGUUUGUUUUUCCCCUCUGUUUAUGCUCUGUUGUUUUCAGACAAGAUUGAAUGUUUGUGUUUUCUGCUUUAAAUUUUCUUGGGAUAAGAAUACAUUUGGCAAAAAUGAAGUAGCUGUGGUUUAUCUA
Messenger RNA from Arabidopsis lyrata subsp. lyrata, 3295 nucleotides. Its product is annotated as probable LRR receptor-like serine/threonine-protein kinase At3g47570. Gene Ontology annotation, molecular function: protein binding; ATP binding; protein kinase activity. The record is from RefSeq and is a predicted model, not a curated record. Lineage: Eukaryota; Viridiplantae; Streptophyta; Magnoliopsida; Brassicales; Brassicaceae. Gene Ontology annotation, biological process: protein phosphorylation. The transcript has 2 exons. The coding region runs from base 63 to 3098 and encodes 1011 amino acids.